Molecule: messenger RNA, 1524 nt
Organism: Aspergillus nidulans FGSC A4
Lineage: Eukaryota; Fungi; Ascomycota; Eurotiomycetes; Eurotiales; Aspergillaceae
Exons: 5
Coding region: 1-1524 (507 amino acids)
Biological process (GO): transmembrane transport
Cellular component (GO): membrane
Molecular function (GO): transmembrane transporter activity
Source: RefSeq, a predicted model, not a curated record
AUGGCAGACGACACAAAGCUCGGUUCUGACGCUCUUCAGCUCGAGAAACCCACUGUUGAGACAAUGGAGGGCGGCUAUCCUGCGUCCAGGAUGAGCCCGGCACGGCGUGCUGAGGUAGAGAAGAGCAUGAAGCGCAAGCUUGACGCGCGGUGCUCGCUAUUCGUUCUGAUCUAUAUCAUGAACUAUCUCGAUCGAAACAACAUGGCCGCUGCCCGUUUGAAGGGUCUUCAGGAAGACCUCAACAUGAACUACGACGAGUACGCGACGUGUCUGAGUAUCCUGUAUGUUGGGUAUAUUCUGAUGCAGGUCCCGUCGAACAUCCUCAUCAACCGGAUCCAGAGGCCUUCGCUCUACAUCUCGUUGGUCAUGACUCUGUGGGGUCUGAUCUCGACUCUGUCAGGCGUCGUCCACAACUUUAGUGGAAUGGUUGCUAUCCGUUUCUUUCUUGGGUUCGUGGAAGCUGCUUUCCUCCCGGGAGCUCUCAUGAUCCUGUCGAAGUGGUACACUCGCAGGGAACUCACCACGCGGAAUGCGAUUCUUUUCUGUGGAAACCUCAUUUCCAACGCCUUCUCGGCCCUGAUCGGAGCCGGUGUCCUCUCCAACAUGCAGGGCGUCCUUGGCCAUGCUGCAUGGCGUUGGCUCUUCUGGAUUGAGGGCGCUGCUACAAUGACCAUCGCCAUUGCUGCUGCGAUCAUCCUCCCGGAUCUGCCCAGCAACACGCGCGGCUUCACCCAGGAAGAGCUUGAAGUCGCUCAGCUCCGAAUGACCGAGGAUGUCGGCGAGGCCGACGUUGACUCUGAGGAUUCAGGGCCGUGGGAUGGCUUCUUCAUGGCCAUCAAGGACGUCAAGAUGUAUAUCAUGAUGCUCACCCUGACAGCUUACGUGGUUGGCCUGUCGUUUAAUGCUUUCUUCCCCUCGCUUACAGAAACCCUCGGAUUCGCCUACGUGCCCACUCUGCUCAUGAGCGCUCCCCCAUGGGUUUUCUCCUGCUUGUUCUCGCUUUGCGUUGCCUGGAGCUCCGACCGAUACCAGGAGAAGUUCUGGCAUAUCGUCAUUCCCAUGCUCAUGGGCCUCGUCGGCUUCAUCAUCUGCAUGUCAACCCUCCAGACUGCUGCUCGCUACGUCGCCCUCUUCCUCCAAGCCGGCUCAUACGCUGGCUUCAUCGUCUUCUACUCCUGGAUCAGUACAUCCUUCCCGCGCCCGCCGGCAAAGCGCGCCGUCGCAAUCGCCAUGGUUAACGCAUUUAGUCAGCUUGGCAACGUUGCGGGUUCGUACGUCUGGGAUCUGAAGGAGAACGGGUACCGCAAGAGUUAUGGUAUCGUCACGGCGAUGUUUGGAGUCGCGAUUGUUGGGUGUCUGAUCUUCAAGCUCAUACUUGAAGCGUUGAAUAAGAAACUUGCUGAGGCGGAGGCUGUGGAGGUUAGUAGUGGUGCUGGUGCUGCUCAGCAGAGUGGCAUGCAUGGUGGGGAAGGGGACAUGGAUGAGAGUCUGAGGAUGCAUAAGGGAUUCAGAUAUUUGGUCUGA